UUGUACUAGAUACUAUAUAUUUGAUAAUAGUUGGUAAAACGUGUUGUGGACACGUACAUGUAUCGUUGACCUAUAGUUAUCGUAUAUAUCUGUUGAGCUGUGGCCUGGUACGCUACGUUUAUAAAUAGACUGGCUGGGUUAUAUUAACUGUGUUUGCUGUUCGCCUUCCAUCACCAAAGCCGGCAAAGAAACCAGCAUGAUACUGACGCUGUACUUGACUGUUUGGCUGGCAUCAGCUUCAAUAGUCUCCGCGAGUCAGCCCGUCCCAUUGGUCCACACUCCUUCUGGCACCAUCCAGGGUAUAGUUGUCCCGGUCCAAGGACGUGACAUUGUACAGUUCCGGAACAUUCCCUAUGCUAAACCUCCCGUGGGGGAGCUCAGGUUUGAAAAGCCUGUUCCAGUUGAACCAUGGGCCAACACAUUGGACGGUACUAAGUUCGGGCCAUCCUGUAUCCAGAACGACAAGUUUUUACCAGAAAUGUGGGAACCGCUAGACAAUAAGGACAUUUCAGAAGAUUGUCUACAGCUGAAUGUGUAUGUACCGGACUCGGUAUCAGAAACUGAUAAAAAGCCUGUGAUGGUUUGGAUCCACGGCGGGGGGUUUACCGGCGGGUCAGCCGCGCUCUACGAUUCUUCCUACUUCGCAUUAAAAGAUGUCUUGGUUGUGACCAUUCAGUACCGUGUAGGACUGUUUGGGUUCCUUAGUACCGGAGAUGCCACGCUUCCAGGUAACUAUGGACUUUGGGACAUCAUUGAAGCAUUAAGAUGGGUAAAUACCAAUAUAGCAGGCUUCGGAGGCGAUCGAGACACGGUCACAGUUUUUGGAGAGUCGGCAGGAGGCUUUUGUGCAACCUUCCUGUCUGUCAUUCCCAGUACCAAAGGACUUUUCAAGAGGGUUAUAGUCCAGAGCGGCUCUGCAGCAGGUAACAUGUUUAUAAGCAAGGAUCCGUUCCGAGUCGCGGAGAGGGUGGGCAGACAUAACGGAUGUAUAACGGACACCGAGACAGCCAUCGAUAAGGAGGCUCUCGUAAACUGUCUCAAGGGUAAAUCUGCUCAAGAUUUGCUCAACGCACAGUUAGACCCUACCACAUUGUUCUUUGGGGGGUUCUCGAUGGAGGUGCAUCUGUGGCCGGUCGUGGAUGGUGACCUCCUUGUAAGGAGACCCAUAGACAUUUUAAAUGAUCCCAGGUCCAAGGAAUUCCAGUAUUUUCAGUCUAUAGAUUUGAUAGCGGGAACUACCGACAACGAAGCGUCGCUGCUUCCAUUUAUAGCGUACCACCUCCAGGGUCCGAUGAACUUUAACCUAUCGGACGGUAUACCUACCUCGGUUUUGUGUGACCUGUUCGCCCCAGCUAUAGCCAAAGACAUAUAUGAGGACAACACCAUAGUGGCCGGCAUUCUCUGUCAACGUUACAAAAAGGACAACUUGGCCGACCAAGCCAGAAGCUUGUCCGCUUUGUAUGGAGACGCCCAAUUUGUCGGCCCAGCUGUCUCUCUUCUCGACUUUCAUUCCAAGGGGAGAGCUCACUCUAACACGUACCAGUACUUGUUUACACAGGAAAUCGACUUUUAUUUUCUGGCCCCAAGUUUCCCCUGGUCCGAGGGCGCGGGCCAUGGCGUCGACUGUCUGUACAUGUUCGGUCCUGCCGGCUUCAGUCAAUACGAGUCCAUUUUAACACCGGAAGGGACGUCACUUAGGGACGCCAUUGUAACCUACUGGACUAACUUCGCCAAAACAGGAAACCCAAACGGUCCCGGUUUGAUUCCAUGGAAGACCUAUGGACCUGGAGGUCGCCAUUACAUGGACCUGAACUAUGAGCCAGUCCUUAGUCAGGAUAUUUACCAACAACGGAUCCAGUUUCUUUUGGAAGAAAUUCCGAACAAACUCCGUCAAAGUUCAAAGACUGAAUUGUAGAAUAAUCAGCUGUAUGUAUGACGCAUGACAUUUAUCUGUAUGUAUGACACAUGACAUUUAUCUGUAUGUAUGACACAUGUCAUUCAGCUGUAUGUAUGACACAUGACAUUUAUCUGUAUGUAUGACACAUGACAUUCACAUGUAUACGUAUGACAUGUGACAUUCAGCUGUAUGUAUGACGUGACAUUCAGCUGUACGUAUGACAUGUGACAUUCAGCUGUACGUGUGACAUGUGACAUUCAGCUGUACGUGUGACAUGUGACAUUCAGCCGUAUGUAUGACAUGUGACAUUUAGCUGUAUGUAUGACAUGUGACAUUUAGCUGUAUGUAUGACAUGUGACAUUUAGCUGUAUGUAUGACAUGUGACAUUUAGCUGUAUGUAUGACAUGUGACAUUUAGCUGUAUGUAUGACAUGUGACAUUUAGCUGUAUCUAUGACGUGACAUUCCGCUGUAUGUAUGACACGUGACAUUCAGCUGUAUGUAUAACACAUGACAUUCAGCUGUAUACGUAUGACAUGUGACAUUCAGCUGUAUGUAUGACGUGACAUUCAGCUGUACGUAUGACAUGUGACAUUCAGCUGUAUGUAUAACACGUGACAUUCAGCUGUAUGUAUGACAUGUGACAUUCAGCUGUAUACGUAUGACAUGUGACAUUCAGCUGUAUAUAUAACAUUCCGCUGUAUGUAUGACGUGACAUUCAGCUGUAUGUAUAACACGUGACAUUGAGCUGUACGUGUGACAUGUGACAUUGAGCUGUAUGUAUGACACGUGACAUUCAGAUGUAUGUAUGACAUGUGACAUUCAGUUGUACGUGUGACAUGUGACAUUGAGCUGUAUGUAUGACACGUGACAUUCAGCUGUACGUGUGACAUGUGACAUUGAGCUGUAUGUAUGACACGUGACAUUCAGAUGUAUGUCUGACAUGUGACAUUCAGUUGGACGUGUGACAUGUGACAUUCAGCUGUAUGUAGGACACGUGACAUUCAGCUGUACGUGUGACAUGUGACAUUCAGCUGUACGUGUGACAUGUGACAUUCAGCUGUACGUGUGACAUGUGACAUUCAGCUGUAUAUAUGAAAUGUGACAUUCAGCUGUAUGUAUGACAUGUGACAUUUAGCUGUAUGUGUGACAUGUGACAUUUAGCUGUACGUAUGACAUGUGACAUUUAGCUGUAUGUAUGACAUGUGACAUUUAGCUGUAUGUGUGACAUGUGACAUUCAGCUAUAUGUAUGACAUGUGACAUUCAGCUGUAUGUAUGACAUGUGACAUUCAGCUGUAUGUAUGACACGUGACAUUUAGCUGUAUGUAUGACACGUGACAUUUAGCUGUAUGUAUGACAUGUGACAUUUAGCUGUAUGUAUGACAUGUGACAUUUAGCUGUAUGUAUGACAUGUGACAUUUAGCUGUAUAUAUGAAAUGUGACAUUUAGCUGUAUAUAUGAAAUGUGACAUUCAGCUGUAUAUAUGAAAUGUGACAUUUAGCUGUAUGUAUGAAAUGUGACAUUUAGCUGUAUGUAUGAGCCAUGACAGAUACAACAGCCAUGAAGUUGUGUCACAGAACAAUCAGACAUUUAUAACUGGUGAUUGUCUAUCCUCACAGUGGUAUAGUCCCAGAGCUAGGACAUCUCAGGUGGAUUAAGUCGGAUGCCUUAUAGUUUGUAAGUCACCACUACUUCAGUCCCUUGGAAAGUUGUGAUAUUGAAAGAAAGUUGUGACAAACAGGGAGUGGGGUGUGAACAAUAACAUUAAAGUGAGGGAGAAGUCUGAAAAAUGAAGCACUCCCAACAUCAAACAGAACAUUAUUUUCUAUUUGUUGGACAACAUGUGUACUGUAUGAAUUGUAUAGCUGUGUGCCUUACCAUGUCAAAUUCUUAUAGACUGUCAAUAUAAAUAAAUCUUAAGGUUGCUUG
Pecten maximus is the source of this 3825-nucleotide messenger RNA. RefSeq names its product liver carboxylesterase 2-like. Gene Ontology annotation, biological process: postsynaptic membrane assembly; presynaptic membrane assembly; synaptic vesicle endocytosis. The transcript is spliced from 3 exons. Lineage: Eukaryota; Metazoa; Mollusca; Bivalvia; Pectinida; Pectinidae. The record is from RefSeq and is a predicted model, not a curated record. Gene Ontology annotation, molecular function: neurexin family protein binding; signaling receptor activity. Bases 197 to 1915 code for a protein of 572 amino acids. Gene Ontology annotation, cellular component: cell surface; synapse.